Messenger RNA from Drosophila guanche, 2726 nucleotides. It is a transcript of the gene sei, whose product is annotated as potassium voltage-gated channel unc-103. The record is from RefSeq and is a predicted model, not a curated record. Gene Ontology annotation, molecular function: inward rectifier potassium channel activity. NCBI's taxonomy places the organism in Eukaryota, Metazoa, Arthropoda, Insecta, Diptera, Drosophilidae. The transcript is spliced from 13 exons. The coding region runs from base 81 to 2690 and encodes 869 amino acids. Gene Ontology annotation, cellular component: membrane. Gene Ontology annotation, biological process: potassium ion transmembrane transport; membrane repolarization during action potential.
UUUGGGGUACAUUCAUCUAUUAUUUUUUGGCAACUCCCAAAACAGGUGUAAAAAUUGCAAGUUAAAAUCCUUAUUUACUUAUGCAUGAAAAAAACAGUGCAGUGCAUCGAGAUAUUAAAAUGUCCCACAAGUCUUGUGUAGAAUUAAGCGAAAUACGAAAGUUGGAUAAGAUAGUGCAACAGUGCGAGCAGUACAUGUCCAAUAACAAUAUCAACGACACCGCUAAAAAGCCGCCUUUGAAAGAGUUUCAAAGAAAUUGUGUAACCAAGUCCAAUAAAUUCGUUGAAAGAGAACUCUUUUCCCUCAUGUGCAACCUAAACAAAACUGAAAAGAAACAAGUUUUUGUUUCAGAUAUAUUGAUAAACGCCAGCAUGUUCGAUGAUAAAAGUGAGAGUUUAUCCAGAUUCCCGAAAAAUGUGGCGGAGCACGGCACAAUCGUCUAUCACAAGUUUCUACGGGCCAGUGACAGUAGCGUUUCCAUCGAUCUUAAGCUCAAAUCAAGUGCUCAAGGGAAAUACGAGCACAGGGAAAGGAACAUAGCCGACUGCUACUUUUCGCCUUUGUUGUUAAAAAUUAAUAACAAAAAAGAAUGUUUGAAGAGAGUCAAGGCAAAUAGAAGUGAACCUCAUCUAGAACCGUCUCGAAGUGAGGUUAAGUCCGCCCAAUCAAAGAGUCACUUCCCUAAAAAACAGAUCAAAAAAUGUAUCAAGUGUGAUAAAAAGAAACUAUAUUUCCGUUAUCAGAGUUCGGAAAGGGAGUGCGAAUCGUUUUGCUCGUAUAAAAAUAAUAAUGAUAUCUAUCGGAAUCAUAGGGGCAGCAACAGCUCCUAUGAAUGCAUGCUCAAGAAUAUCAAGUACAAUCCGAUUGAGAAUACUGUGGAGAACGGAUUGGUCGAUCAUUUCGACGAUGUACUGGACAAGGAAGCUCUGCUUGGAUCCAAGAGUGAACCGAAGAUGCAAGAACCCAUUGAGACGAUAAUUUCUUUGCGCGGAAACAUUUUACAUGACCAGAAGCUGCAGAACAACAAAUACCAUAAAUGGACUCUUUUGCACUACUCGCCUUUCAAAGCUGUUUGGGAUUGGAUAAUAUUGAUACUGGUUAUGUAUACAGCGAUAUUUACGCCCUAUGUGGCUGCAUUUCUGCUGGGUGAAAAAGAUUACCAAAGAAGAAAUAACAAAUAUAUCAACUCGGAUCCCAUUGUCAUCAUAGAUUUAAUUGUGGACGUUACUUUUAUCGUCGAUAUUCUUAUUAACUUUCGAACUACCUUUGUGAACGGACAGGAUGAAGUGGUAUCCCAUCCAGGUCGUAUAGCCGUUCAUUAUUUGAGCGGUUGGUUUCUAAUUGAUCUGGUGGCAGCCGUGCCUUUCGACUUGCUAUUGGUUGGAGACGAUACCGAUGAGGUAAGCGAUGAGACAACUACCCUAAUCGGACUCCUGAAGACAGCUCGACUCUUGAGGCUGGUUCGUGUGGCGCGGAAAAUUGAUCGAUAUUCGGAAUAUGGUGCUGCUGUACUUAUUCUGCUAAUGGCUACUUUUAUUUUGAUUGCCCAUUGGUUGGCCUGCAUAUGGUACGCAAUUGGCAAUGCAGAAAAAUCAAUGGCCACAAAAAAUAUAGGCUGGCUCCAUUCUCUAUCAUUUGAUAUUCAAGAGCCAUAUUUUGAGAACAAAACUGGUGGACCUUCAAUAAAGUCACGGUAUAUUACAGCUUUAUAUUUCACAUUUACUUCACUCACGUCUGUUGGAUUUGGAAACGUUGCGCCCAACACAGAUGCCGAAAAAGCAUUCACCAUAUGUGUUAUGUUGGUUGGAUCUCUCAUGUAUGCCAGUAUUUUUGGAAACGUUUCGGCUAUAAUACAAAGACUUUACUCGGGAACAGCAAGGUACCAUACACAAAUGUUGCGUGUUCGGGAAUUUAUACGCUUUCACCAGAUUCCAAAUCCACUGAGACAAAGACUGGAGGAAUAUUUCCAGCAUGCGUGGACCUACACCAAUGGAAUUGACAUGAACUCUCUGCUGAAAGGCUUUCCGGAGUGCCUCCAAGCAGAUAUUUGUCUGCAUUUGAAUAGAAAGCUAUUGACCACGUGCCCAGCUUUUGCAAACGCUAGUCCAGGAUGCUUAAGAGCUUUCUCUCUUAAAUUUAAAACCACUCAUGCGCCACCAGGAGACAUAUUGGUGCAUAGAGGAGAUGUUCUUACCUCUUUGUUUUUCAUAGCAAGAGGAUCGAUUGAAAUUCAAAGAAACAGCAACAUGAUUGUCGUCUUGGGAAAAAAUGACAUAUUUGGCGAGAACCCGUGCGUAUACCCAACGCUUGGAAAAUCAAAUUGUGUCGUUAGAGCGCUAACCUAUUGUGACAUUCAUAAGAUACACAGAGAUGAUUUGCUGGACGUAUUGGAUCUGUAUCCUGAGUUUCUUGAAAGUUUUGUCAACAACCUGGUACUCACGUACAAUAUGAGAGAUGAUGAUAACAGUGGUGUCGACAUUAAGCAUCGCUAUUUGAGAGCAAGGAAUUCUGAUAAUGUGAGGAGCACAAGUGAUAUCCCAUCCAUUAGAAUAGUUGGAUUACGCUAUAAAAAUCAUAAAGUAAAUACGUCUGUCCAUAAAGUAAAAACCGAAAACUCGAGAGAUUUGAAUAUUUUCAUUGAAAAUGAAAUUGCAAACUAUCAUUUAGAUCUAUUUGAAAAUAACAAUUAAGCACAAAGACAAUUUAAUGUCAUUUAGGUUUUAAUA